AGCCUCUGCAGCCCUUUAAAAGAGACAGAGUCUGAAGCAAGAUCAGCAGCCCGGUCCCAGAGAUAAGAGUGUCCAGAAGAGCAGGUGCAGGCUUCCCAGGCAGCUCAGGCACGAGCAGGUUCCAGGUCACUUUGGCCCUGAUGUCUGCAGAGGCAGCUGUGUCUAUGUGUGACCGUGCAUUUGGCAGUGGCAAGGCGAAGGAGCUAAGCAUGGGGGGCAGGUGUCGUGGGUCCUGGUACGAGCGGUUCCUGCAGCCCUGUCUGGCAGAACUGCUGGGCUCUGCCCUCUUCAUCUUCAUCGGCUGCCUGUCGGUCAUCGAGAACGGGACAGACACAGGGCUGCUGCAGCCGGCCCUAGCGCAUGGGCUGGCCCUGGGCCUCCUCAUCGCCACCCUGGGGAAUAUCAGUGGUGGACACUUCAAUCCUGCGGUGUCCCUGGCAGCCACGCUGAUCGGAGGCCUCAACCUGGUGAUGCUCCUUCCCUACUGGAUCUCCCAACUAUGUGGGGGGCUGAUUGGGGCCACCUUGGCCAAGGCGGUGAGUCCUGAAGAGAGGUUCUGGAAUGCAUCUGGGGCAGCCUUUGUGACAGUCCAGGAGUCGGGGCAGGUGGUGGGGGCAGUGGUGGCAGAGUUCAUCCUGACGACACUGCUGGCCCUGGCCGUAUGCAUGGGCGCCAUCAACCAGAAGACACAGGGCCCUCUGGCUCCGUUCUCCAUCGGCUUUGCCGUCACUGUGGACAUCCUGGCAGGGGGGGCCGUGUCUGGAGCCUGCAUGAAUCCUGCUCGUGCCUUUGGACCUGCCGUGGUGGCCAAUCACUGGGACUUCCACUGGAUCUACUGGUUGGGCCCGCUCCUGGCCAGUCUGCUCGUAGGAAUGCUCAUCAGGCUCUUCAUUGGAGAUGGGAAGACCCGCCUAAUACUAAAGGGACGGUGACUCCAAGCUGGUGAUGUUCCUGCGGCCCAGGUGGCCCCCGUGUUACAGACGGGCUACCUCCUGCAUUUCCUGCUGGGACAGAAGCCCAGAGGAGCUGCCCACCUCCUUCCCCCUACGUGUGCCUGGCCUCCCAGAUGACGCACUGCUGCCAAGUUCUGAGGAUGCUCUACGUUCUCUGAAUACAUUUGUGCUCAUCAGAGACCCCAGACUGGGGAGCGCAUUACCAGCCCUGCCCAGCACCGCAAAACAGAGGGGUUUGAGGGGUUUUUCUUGAUCGGGAAGCUCCCAGGAGCAGAAGAGCAGUUGGAAGAUGUGGCUGUUUACGUAUGAGUUCCUUUCUCCCUCCCCCUUUCUUUCUCCUUUUGCCUGGUCCCCAACACCUCUGUUACAGAAGGGCCUGCUGUGCACUGUUUCCUUGCUCCCUGAGCUGACAGUCUAGCUUUGCAAUAAAUAGUCCAGUAUUUC
This is a messenger RNA of Mustela lutreola (European mink), 1397 nucleotides long. RefSeq names its product aquaporin 8 (gene AQP8). Gene Ontology annotation, cellular component: plasma membrane. NCBI's taxonomy places the organism in Eukaryota, Metazoa, Chordata, Mammalia, Carnivora, Mustelidae. Gene Ontology annotation, molecular function: water channel activity. Gene Ontology annotation, biological process: water transport; transmembrane transport. The record is from RefSeq and is a predicted model, not a curated record. The transcript has 6 exons. Bases 141 to 932 code for a protein of 263 amino acids.